AUGUACGUUCAACUUCCAUUUGACGAAUUAAAAGUUGAUCCAACCCAGAAAAAACGUAUUGCAUAUUUCUAUGAUGCCGAUAUUGGGAAUUACGCCUAUGGAGCCGGUCAUCCUAUGAAGCCCCAUCGUAUUAGAAUGGCACAUUCUUUGAUUAUGAACUAUGGGUUAUAUAAGAAGAUGGAAAUCUACCGAGCUAAACCAGCUACCAAGCAGGAAAUGUGUCAAUUUCAUACAGAUGAAUAUAUUGAUUUUAUAUCGAGGGUUUCUCCUGAUAAUUUAGAAUUAUUUGCUAAGGAGCAGAUUAAGUUUAAUGUCGGUGAUGAUUGUCCUGUUUUCGACGGAUUGUUUGAAUAUUGUGGGAUUAGUGGAGGUGGGAGUAUGGAAGGUGCAGCUAGGUUAAACCGAGGCAAAUGUGACAUUGCUAUAAAUUAUGCUGGUGGAUUACAUCAUGCUAAGAAAUCCGAAGCUAGUGGGUUUUGCUAUUUAAAUGAUAUUGUUCUUGGAAUAAUUGAAUUGUUGAGAUAUCAUCCUCGAGUAUUAUAUAUUGAUAUAGAUGUCCAUCAUGGUGACGGUGUUGAAGAAGCAUUUUAUACAACUGAUAGAGUUAUGUCAUGUUCAUUCCAUAAAUAUGGAGAAUUUUUCCCUGGUACUGGAGAAUUAAGAGAUAUCGGAGUUGGUAAAGGGAAGUAUCAUAGUGUUAAUGUUCCACUUCGAGAUGGGAUUGAUGACGCUACCUAUAAAUCUAUCUUUGAACCAUUAAUCACCAAGAUUGUUGAAUGGUACCAACCUUCAGCUAUAGUUUUACAAUGUGGUGGUGAUUCCUUGAGUGGAGACAGAUUAGGAUGUUUUAAUUUAUCAAUGUCGGGACAUGCUAAUUGUAUUAAUUUUGUUAAAUCGUUUAAUAUCCCUAUGAUGGUUCUUGGUGGAGGUGGUUAUACUAUGAGAAAUGUUGCUAGAACUUGGGCAUUCGAAUCUGGAUUGUUGAAUAACGUCGUAUUGCCUUCAGAAUUACCAUACAAUGAAUACUAUGAAUACUAUGCUCCGGAUUAUAAGUUAGAUGUUAGACCUUCUAAUAUGUAUAAUUCAAAUUCGCCAGAGUUUUUGGAUAAGAUAUUAACCAAUAUCAUUUCAAAUUUGGAGAAUACAAAACACGCACCAAGUGUUCAAAUGAAUGUUGUUCCUAAUGAUGCAGAAGAAUUAGGUGAUGUUGAAGAAGACACUAAAGAAGCAAUGGACACAAAAGGUGGAUCUGAAUUAGCUCGAGAUGCCCAAAUUCAACCAGACAAUGAAUUUUAUGAAGAAGAUGACAAAGAUAAGGGGGAAAAGAAUAUAGAUGAGACCACCAAUGGUACUUCAAAGUUGACAGACGAAGAGAUGAAUGAGAUUGAGAAGUUGAACAGUGAGUAG
This is a messenger RNA of Spathaspora passalidarum NRRL Y-27907, 1407 nucleotides long. It is a transcript of the gene RPD31, whose product is annotated as histone deacetylase. Bases 1 to 1407 code for a protein of 468 amino acids. The record is from RefSeq and is a predicted model, not a curated record. The transcript has a single exon. NCBI's taxonomy places the organism in Eukaryota, Fungi, Ascomycota, Pichiomycetes, Serinales, Debaryomycetaceae. Gene Ontology annotation, molecular function: histone deacetylase activity.